UAGAGAGGGAGAGUUAAACCUUGAAUGGGCCAUUGAGGUUGCCCUAUUACAACUCUUUUAAUAUAUUAAGAUGCAGAUAUUUCAUGUGCAUACAUAUGCAUUUACUAAUGUCGAUGGAGAUGACAUACAUAUGCAUCAUCAGCUAACACUCUAUAGAUAUUCCAUCACAGGGAUGUGUAAGCCUUAUAAGAUGUCUUUGUAAAUUCAGAUAUGUUAAUUAGUAAUUCGUUAUUUUUUGCAGGUAAUAUACAUUCUAAAAAUGAUUGGGAAAGACGAAUUCCACAACAAGCACUCAGAACAGAAGAAUUAUUUGAAUCCACGGUUUAUGCAUAGUAUUUGAAAAAUGAAAAAUAUAUUAUUCCAUAUAAUUUAGAGUUCUCAAAAGUGCUAAUAAAUUAUUUUAGCUUUUUGUGUUAGAUUAUUAGCCUAAAAGUAGAAAUAUUUUAAACAAACAAGAGUCACUGAAAAAAUAAACAUAUUUUCAUACCUGCCAUUGAAGCUCCUCAAAACUUUUAACCUGCAUAUCCUAUUUUAAUCUAAUUAAAUAGUACAUGAUUGGCAACCUUAUUAAGGUCCCAUAACCUAUUAAUUAUACAUUUUCUAUUCUAUGAUCUAAUAACUGAAAAUAAGAAAAAGACAUCUUGGUAACGAAACCUGCAAGAUUUAUGGUGAAUAAGAUGACAGAAUAAGAAAACUUUAAUUACAAUAUUUCUAAUUGUUAAUCUGUAUUUUUAAUGCUCCACAAAUUUAUUACCGAAAACUAGAAAUAGUACAAUCAAGUUUUAGUAUCAAGGAAGAAAUAAUUAUAUUAUAAAAUAUCAACUAUGAAUACAUAAAACUCUAUGGAGGUAAAUACCAUGAGGUUAUUAGUUAUUAGAUUUACAUAUUUUGUUUUCAAUGUCUAUAAAAAUAGGUCAGUGGUUAUUGUUGGCAUAAGAUCAGAAAACGAACAUAUUGAAACCAACAAUAUUUUUUUGAAUAACACAAAUCUAAUAAGCCUUGGCCAGAUUGUGGAAAAAUGUGUAGCCAUUUUAGGAAAAUGGCAUACGAGUUAUAUCUUAUUGAUUUUACAUAUUCCAGGUUUGAAAAGCUCAAAUAAUUUUGAAAGCUGGUAAUGGUCUGUGGGGGCAUAGUUUAAACUAAUUUUGUUCUCUUAAUCAAGUUAGUUAUAACAAGGUUCUAAUAAAACUGAAUUAUAAGAAAGGAUGAUUUGUUUCCAACAUUACAAAUUGAAAAAUGUUUUUACCAACAAUUGUUAAUAAAAACUUUUAAUUGGGCCUUAAUAGGGCAACUAAAGUUCACAGAAGGUUUGUAUCAACUAAAAAAUGUCUAAAUUAUUUUUUUCAAAAACAUGAGAAAGUAAACACCUUUUUUAUAAAAAAAAAUAUUAGACUUUAUAACCUCAUACCACCUUUAAGAGGAGUUGAUGAACACUUAGAAGCAUGUUUCAUUAAAUAUCAUAGAAUAGGACAUACACAUGUUUAAACGUAUAAAUCAUUUAACACAAAAUACAUAGUGUGUUAAAUCCAGAUAUUCACAACUGUUUGCAUUUUAAAACCAAUGGGUAUACAUAAUUUUCACACGUUUAUAUAAUUUAAAGAUCUGGGUAGAUUUAUAUAUCCAUAAGCAAGAAUAUAUGGGUUAAAUACGUAAAACUGUUAAAGAUGUUUUUGUUGAAAUAAUACAGAUUUAAUAUACCACACAAAUCAGUAAAUCAUGUACGUUUAUGCCAACUGGAUGCCUUAAAAUAGCUAUGAUUUGAUUCCCAGAUAAGGUAAUAAAAACAGAUUAAAUUCUUUUUAUAAAAGUUAUGCUUUUAAAAUUAUGAGUCAAGUAGAAUGUAUGACAUAGAUACUGCAUAUCUCACUUUCAAGAUAUAUGAGUAUACAUAUGUCACUUAUGUCAUACAUAUUUACUUUUCGGACCAUAUUUGCCAUGUUUUGAGUAUCUAUGUUAAUAAAAACAGAUAUAAUCUGUACAUCAAUAGAAUCAUGCCACGGAAAGAUAGAUUCGGAAAUUUUUUGUUGUUUUAAAAUAGUCAAGCGGACAAACCAAGAUCAAAUUGAAAACCAUUUUCGAAAAAAACAAGGUCAAACAUGAUACAAACAUAAUAAAUGGUAAACAUGCGAACAAGGGCAAAGAUGGAUGUAAAGGAGAUACCCAAAACAGUAGGCUAUUGUAAGUUAUGGUCUCAGAUCCAUCUAUUUGCUCUCAGCCGGGCAUAUAAGGGGCUAACCAACAACAAAUAUAGAACCAACCACAUUAUUGAGCCAUCAAAAAGGUCAGAUAAGAGGAUAACAACUAUGGCUUUGAGAUGGUCGGAUAAGGGGCCAAACCAACAACAAUCACAUGGCUCUAAGAAGAAAAAUCGAGUGGAAAGUCAUGAAGGCCAUAUCGAGAGGUUAUCACCUGGUCUGGUGGGGUGUGUUGUGUACGAAUGAAAGAAACGGCGGAAGGUAAAUACGAUGUACAUAUAGUGGUAGUUAGGUUAAAUAGUUGGGUGGGUUUAAAUGGAAAUAUAAGUUGGGCUGGGCUCAUGGGUUAAUAAAACAAAUGGCCUCGACUUCCAAAAUUAAGACUUACGGAGUAUUAGUUGGUAAUUUCGUAUUAGUUAGUUGUAUUUGCUCAAAUGAAAUAUUUAUUUGGAGCCCGUUUGGUGACUCUGUUUUUUGACUUAUCAGGCUUAUCAAUACGUAACUUUUGAUUUCACGCGUUGAAUUUUGUAAUAAUAAUAAAAAUUAAGGAUGAAGUUACUUUUCUGGCUAUAUUGACCGAAGUUACUGUAGAUGACCAUUUUUGCUAUUUGUUCAUGUAAUUUUUCUUUAUUUUAUUAAUAAAGUAUAAUUUAAAUAUAAUUUUUUUCAGAAAUCAACAAAAUCAACCAAUACAACCACUUUAACAUAAUUUCUUCAAUUCAAAUAUAAAAAGUACAUGGUAUUUGACAAACAAGUAAGGUUGUCCAGCUUCUCUUUAAUAUGUGUUAGCUUCACAUUUUGUCUGAUUGUCUGAUUUUUCGAGUGCUUUGAAAAUAUUGAUUUACAGUGAAUAUGGCAAACAAAUUGACCAUACUAUGAAUGUGGGUUGUAAAGAAUUGUUUCGAAAUAUGUAGACUUCGGAAACCUUAUUAUAAUUUUUAUUUCUUCUUAUCCCAAAACAUACUUCGUACCAGUUAUGAUUUGUAACUACUUUUUGCUUCAUUAAAAUUUUAUUUGUGUAUUAUGUCUACUAAUUACAUCCACUUACAUGUUACUAAUAAUGUUAAGAAAUACUACCCCGUAUCAUAAGAAUAUGACUUAAUUUAUGCCCCGUGCAUCGCACGGGUGAGAAUCUAGUUACAUUAAAAUGACUAAAAAUCUUUGAGGACAGAGGCCUUUGUUACUGGAUGUCUUUAAUUGCAAGAUCACAUUAAAUAGAGUUGGCAUUUAUCUUAAAACCAUUUUAGGACAUUCCGUAUUGUUGUAGUGCACUAGAUCAUUCUUUAUGGAGAAUUCUGGAUAAAACACGUUCUGGGUCGACGAAUAUUUAAUGCUCUGAAGCCGCCGUUUCCAGUUUUACAUAUCUCAGUGCAUGUUUUGUCUGCCUUUUAAUAUUCCAACGCCAAUAUAAUACAAAUAAGGAUGUUCACAAUGCUGAAUUAUUCCAAUUCUAAUUCUAUUCUAAUUCGUUGAAUUAGAAAAAGCAUUACAUGCUACAGCCCAACGUUUCCAACUUUACGAUUUUCAACAUAUUUUUUCGUUUAUCAGUUCAUGUUUUAUAUUAAUUGUCACUACCUAUUAAAUUAGUUAUUUUUUUUGGCAUAGUAACUGUAUUUGAGAGUUCCGAAGCUAUCUUUACCUAUUCGUAUUCCACUUUGUGUAUCUGUAUAUAUAUAGCUUCAGUGUCCAGGGCCAAUGUUCACACAUGCAAAUAACAUGCUUAUUUCUGUAGUGCAGAAUUUUGCCAUUUUUAUAUGACGAUAUGAAGGCAUGCAUAUGUGGAGUUCGAUUAAGGACUCACUCAAGAGAAGCAACGUUUCACAUCUUCAUGUAUGGAUCACAAUUCAUGUGUCUUUGGUUGUCAUAUAUAUAAAACUCAUUGAGAUAUCAUGUACAUGAAAAUGAAGCUAAUUUUUUGAAGAAAAAAAUCUGAAAAGUGCAUGUACUUAUAUAUCUGGCUAUCUGCGUUUCGACCGACUUAGAGAGAAAUUACUCGGGAGGUUGGCUGGAGACACAGAAGAUGCUCGAAGUUAGAAGACAAAAGGGCUGAGUAUGUUGGCUGGAGAAACCUGGGCAAGAUCCUUAGUACGUAGUACUCCCUCCGUACCAAAUUGUUUUGCAAAGUCAACAUUUUUUGGUCAACCAAUAAUAAAAGUCAAUGCUCUGUAUGUAUAAUUAAUUCAAUUUUUAAUAAUUAAAUUUUACAUAUUCAUAAACUACAUUAAAAUCUCUUCAAAGUUGUAAACUCCAAAUUAAAAUAUAAUUAAAAAUUGACACCCUAAUUAAG
Messenger RNA from Cuscuta epithymum, 4482 nucleotides. NCBI's taxonomy places the organism in Eukaryota, Viridiplantae, Streptophyta, Magnoliopsida, Solanales, Convolvulaceae. The record is from the annotation of a GenBank genome assembly.